Chroicocephalus ridibundus (black-headed gull) is the source of this 1292-nucleotide messenger RNA. It is a transcript of the gene PRXL2C, whose product is annotated as peroxiredoxin like 2C. Lineage: Eukaryota; Metazoa; Chordata; Aves; Charadriiformes; Laridae. The record is from RefSeq and is a predicted model, not a curated record. Bases 91 to 765 code for a protein of 224 amino acids. The transcript has 6 exons.
AGCCCCGGCAGCUUGCCCCUCCGGCUCCGCCUUUCCCUUCCUCCCCCUUCCCCGGCCGGGCCGGGCCGAGGCGGCGGCGGGGUGUCGGCCAUGGCGGGCCCACCGCCGCCUGCCGUUACGCGGCAGGUGGGCAGCGCGCGGGGCGGUGGGCAGCGGCGGCAGCUCCCGGGGGAGCUGAGGGAGGCCGCCCGCUGCCCGGUGGUGGACGCGGACGGGAGGACCGUCCCCUUCGAGGCCCUGUACGGGGAGCAAAAAGCCAUCGUGGUGUUCGUGCGGAAUUUUUUAUGUUACACCUGUAAGGAGUAUGUAGAAGACCUGGCAAAAGUCCCCAAGGCGUUUUUAGAAGAAGCAAAUGUGAGGCUUAUAGUUAUCGGACAGUCAUCUUACCACCACAUCAAGCCCUUUUGCAGUUUAACUGGGUAUACCCAUGAAAUGUAUGUAGAUCCACAAAGGGAAAUUUAUAAAACACUUGGCAUGAAAAGAGGUGAAGGUAAUAACGUAUCAGUGCGGAGCCCUCAUGUGAAAUCAAACACAUUCCUGGGAAGUAUCAGGAGUGUGUGGAGAGCAAUGACUGGCCCGGCUUUUGAUUUUCAAGGAGAUCCCGCUCAGCAGGGAGGAGCUUUGAUUUUAGGCCCAGGUAAUGAAGUUCAUUUUUUGCAUCUUGAUAAAAACAGGCUGGAUCAUGUACCCAUUAACACAGUUUUGCAGCUGGCAGGAGUUAAAACAGUAAAUUUCACGAACAAACCCCAGAUUAUUGAUGUAUGACGCUGACACAGUAUGUAAUUUUUUUAAUUUGUGCUCUACAAGGACAAUUCUCAAGCGAAUUCCCACCAGCAUUGGCACUGUUGUGUCAUUAUGGGACAUCUGAAGCCCUUUGUAGAAAUUUAGAACAGAGUAAACUACUUGGCACUGAAGAUGGGCACAAAAGUGCAAUUUCCACUGUGUGUAAGAUAACAAAAAUGAAAACACAACUGAGGCUUAUUGCAAAAAGUUCUGUAGCUCAUUAUUUCCUCAUCAAUCUUGCUAAUAGAUUUUAAAAACCUGUGUUCAAGACAUACUUAAGUAAAAAAUCUGGGUUUGCUCAGGAAGAACUUGGGAUUCUUGCUUUCAAUCCAAUACUUCUCAUCGAUGUUUUAAAGCUUCCAGCACUGUGUGCCGAUCUUGCAUUAAAAAAUACCUUGAAAAAUCCCACUUCAAAACACUGGGAGUAAGCUUAUGCCUACUUUUGCAUCUGGCACUGGUAGACAUUAUGAAAUGCAUUUUAUAGUUUUAAAUAAAUAUUUUAAAUAUGU